UUCAGGUCAAAACCCCGCUGAUGCAGGCUUUCGACCUGAAACAUCAACUGUUCCUUCCUCACCCCCUCACAGAUGCUGCUCAACCUGCUGAGUUCCUCCAGGAGAUGGUUUGUUGCUCCAGAUUCCAGGAUCUUCAGUCUUGUGUCAGCCAUCCCGGGAACCAGUCAAGGUGAAUCCUCACCGCACUCCACUGUCAAAAGUACAUCCUUGGUUGUUGCUGUGUAUGGAGCUCUAUCUGACCUACUGUCUGUGGCCAGUAGUAAACUGAGUAUUAAGGCAGCCCACCUCUACAAUGGGAAGGGUGGUCUCAUAGAUGACAUUGCACUGAUCAGAGAUGACGAUGUAUUGUAUGUAUCUGAAGGGGAGCCGUUUAUAGACCCUGAGGCAGACGAGAAGGACAUUGAUGAGAAGUCAGCGAUGUGUACUGACUGGAUAACACUAAAUGUUGGUGGACAGUACUUCACCACGACACGGAGCACUUUAGUGAACAAGGAGCCGGAGAGUAUGCUUGCCCACAUGUUCCGAGACAAAAGUGCCUGGGGUAACAAGAAGGAUCAUCAAGGAGGCUUCCUCAUUGAUCGUAGCCCAGAGUACUUCAUGCCCAUCUUAAACUACCUGCGUCAUGGGCAACUUAUUGUGAACAAAGGCCUCAACUUACUGGGAGUUCUCGAGGAGGCAAAGUUCUUUGGCAUAGAUUCUCUAAUUGAACAGUUGGAGCAACUAAUUAAGAAUUCGCUACCAGCUGAAGACCAUUCUCCCAUUUCCCGGAAGGAGUUUGUCCGCUUUCUGUUAGCAACGCCAACAAAAUCAGAACUCCGGUGUCAGCAGGGUCUGAAUUUCAGAGGAACCGAUCUAUCCCGACUGGACCUUCGCUACAUCAAUUUUAAGAUGGCUAACCUCAGUAAUUGCAACCUCAGUCACGCAAAUCUCUGCAGUUCGAACCUCGAGCGGGCAGACCUGUCGGGAGCGAUCCUGGAUGGUGCCAAUCUCCAAGGGGUGAAAAUGCUCUGUUCCAAUGCAGAGGGGGCAUCGCUGAAAGGAUGCAAUUUUGAAGAUCCUUCAGGUCUCAAGGCUAAUUUGGAAGGUGCAAAUCUGAAAGGAGUGGACAUGGAAGGAAGCCAGAUGACUGGCAUCAACCUGAGAGUGGCCACCCUGAAGAACGCCAAGCUGAAGAACUGCAACCUUCGAGGGGCCACGUUAGCAGGAACAGACUUGGAGAAUUGCGACCUUUCUGGCUGUGACCUGCAGGAGGCAAACCUUCGAGGGUCCAACGUGAAGGGAGCCAUCUUCGAAGAGAUGCUGACACCUUUGCACAUGUCUCAGAGCGUGAGAUAAGUGGAAAAGAGGGGAGCACGGUAUCUCCCCAGCUGAGAGUGCAAAUCACCUCCAAUGCAGUGUUCAGCGGACUGAUUCAGAACCUAUUUAAAGCCUGAAGUGUUGCUUUUCCCUGCUGCCUUCGCUUCAUGAGGUGACCCCUCUCUCCGGACUCCUGUUUUGACAAGAGUGUUUCUGCCAUCGCAUUGCACACCGGGAACCAAGUUACUUUAGUUUUGAGUUUGAUGUGGGGCUUCCAUAACUGGUUUGUGGAGCAAAUUUUUAAAAUAUGUUUACACACACACACACAGAAUAUUAGAUAGACAGGGAUGAGUUAGAAGCAUGUCAGUUUGUUAAGCAUGGAACCCUAAGGCGAGUUAUCAUAUACGUAUUUGAGCCUGCUUAUACCUCAUUUUCUGUAAUGUGUACAAAUGGUACUUGCAGGAUAAGGGAGCAUAGCAAUGAGGUGCAGAGGUGACCCAGAGCUUCCAUAUCUGGCUCUGAUCACUUGACAUAACCAAUGUAAGGUAUGAGAUAUUUUGCACAGUUUGCAUCCUACAGGAGUACAGUGUCAGAAAAUUAGCUAAACUAUUUAGUGUGGAUCAUAUAAAGAAGUUUUCUAACAGCUUUGCUUUCUGCAUAUGGUAGAAUGAACCUUUUGUAAUAUGUAGAUGGGAAUUUAUUCUAAAAUGGCAUCACUGUUACAGUGUUAAAGCAGCACUAUGUUACGGUUCAGUCCCUGUUGCUGCUCGCUCUUGCUUUGGGCACCUGGUUUAAUGGGCUGAUCCUAAAAGUAGGGACCUUUUGUUGGUCUUUAAUCUUCAUUGACUGACAAAAGCCAGCAGCGAAGGGCACUGUGUAAAGAUUAAUGUGAGAUGCCCAUUAGGGCUUACUGACUGGAAGGUCCCAGACCAUAACACUGAUUAACUGUUGUCAGCUGCUCAACGGGUGAAGCCGUGAGCUGGCGAGGGUAGUCACUAGUCAGUACACUUGUUCGUUCUCCACCCUGGCAGGUGGUGGGGAAAGAAUCCUUGAAUCCCUGGGUGUCCAAGGUAUGGCCAUGUGCGUAAAGUACCAGAGAGUACCUGUUGCGGUACCCAGCCUGCGUCGAUGUCCCCAACAGAAGGGAGUGGGAUAAUUACGAGGGAGGAAAGAGACAUUGUGGGAAUGCUGCUGCCCUGACUACAGGUGAGAAACUUUCCCUGAGCCAUCAAAAACAUUACCUGAGGAAAGGGGAGAAGUGUACUGUUAUUCUGGGAGUUCGAAGCCUUUCAGGUUGUGGGAUUUUAUACAACAGGCAAUGGGUUCACUGAUCUGGAAUCUGCAUUGCAGACUGAGGUGGAGGCAGGGAACUGAGUCGACUUGCUCUGGUUCUGAUGCUACAAGUGAUCAGUCCAUGAGCUGUUGUACAGGCUACAAGUGAUCAGUCCACGGGCUGUUGUACAGGCUGGAAUUGUUCAGUCUACUGCCAUCUGCCGUAAACAUCUUUGUUCCUCCUAAUCCCAAUUAGAACAGUUUUAAAAACCUGCAUUUACAUAACACCUUAUCCUCAAACUUCUGAAAGUGUUUUACCUACAGUGAAGACUUUGAUUUGCGGUAAUCUUUGUGAGCAUGUGGGCUUCUAUGGAAACUGUACAAAGGUGGAUGUAUCCAAGUUUUGACCUGUGUUGUGCACAGGAAAACACAAUCAGUCAUGCUCUAUUUAUUUUCCAGCUCUGUGAAAAGUGAAAUCCCACAAGUAACUAGCAGCGCUCAACUGAUUUUUGCCAUCAACUGCCAAACUAUCAAGAAAGUUCACUGAAUGGGAUGGUGCAUUUACAUUGUCUGUAUCCACAGCAGCUGUGACAGUUGACUCUGGUUUACUACUGGCCAUUCCCCUUGCCUUCUGCCACAUACUGCGAAUUUCCCAGGUUGGUCACACCGGGAGUAGCUUGGCUUGGCAGCACUCUGCACGUUGAAGUAAACCAGCCUUUGCACAAAUCCAUGCACAAUGCAUCGCAUUGGUCCCACUAGUCCAGUCGGUGCACUUGCCUCUGUUACUACACCAGGAUCCUCUCCGAAGAUUCACCAAGCAUCAACCCCCAUCCUUUAGUUUGUCGUUGGGUGGAGUUUGGGAAAGAGGGAGAUAAGAGGCAUGGUUAUCACUCACAACACUAAGCACGAGCGCAAGUUUACUGUUGGUGUUCUGUAGUCCUCAUGAGCACCUCUCCAUUUGGUUUCAAUUAGUCAAUGCAGUAUUGUACAAUUGUUCAUUAAAGAAUCUUUGUAGGGCACUUUGAA
Molecule: messenger RNA, 3594 nt
Organism: Pristis pectinata (smalltooth sawfish)
Lineage: Eukaryota; Metazoa; Chordata; Chondrichthyes; Rhinopristiformes; Pristidae
Product: BTB/POZ domain-containing protein KCTD9
Exons: 12
Coding region: 73-1335 (420 amino acids)
Biological process (GO): protein homooligomerization; intracellular signal transduction
Molecular function (GO): protein binding
Source: RefSeq, a predicted model, not a curated record